AUGUUCGGCUUCAAAUAUUCCAUGGUACAGCUGGUCGUGCUGUUGACAUGGUUCUUGCAAUAUUACACCUUCGGCUUUAUAAUUUUAUGGUAUAUUGUUGCCUGUGGAUUAUCCCUGGCUGUUGUUCUUACGAUCACCACAUUUGACCAUGACUACUGGCAGUUGAGAGGAGUGUUUUCACCACCUGCAUGGCCUAUUGUAGGUCAUAUAUUAUCUGUGGUGAUGUUUAAAGAGCAAGGAGGCAUGUGUUUCAAGAGGAUCUAUGAUACACACAAGAAUUUGAAGUUUUUAGGUACUCAUCAGUUUUACCAACGUACUCUAGUAGUGAGAGACCCAGAGCUCAUCCGAAGAGUUUGUGUGAACGACUUUCAGCACUUCACAGAUAGAGGAUUCUUCUUUAACAAAGAUGUGGAUCCAUUAGCUGGUUCCGUAUUGUUCCUCAGAGGAAAUGAGUGGAAGAAACUUCGGGCGAAAAUAUCACCAAUUUUCUCACCAAAUAAACUGCGGGCUAUGUACCCACUAAUUGCAACCACAGCAGACGAAUUCGUAACACGAGUCAAAACCAUAUUGUCACAGCCUAAAUCAGCGACAAACCACGGCGCCACAGAACCACCAGUUUGUAAAUCGAAUGAUGUUGAAGUGAACUCUUCUGUGGUCAACUCGGAGAAACUGGUUGGGGGUUAUACUGCUGACGCUAUUGUACCCUGUGCCUUUGGACUAAAGAGUAAUGUUAUGUACAAUGAGGAAGAUCCAUUUGCUGUGGCGCUGCAUGCCUUCUAUGAGAUGACAUUGUUCAAUAUUUUCGAGAAGACGAUGCGUCAAUUCUGGCCAGCGUUUGUCUUGUUCUUCAGAAUGAGAAUCAUACCAAAGAAAACUCACGAUUUCUUCUACAACAUUGUGACCAGUGUCCUAAGGGCCAGAGAGAAGGGCGUUCAAGAGAAGCGUGGUGACUUCAUAGAUAUGAUGAUGGUGCUGAGGAAUGACGACACGAAUAAUAACAGCAAGAAAGAUUUAGAGGACGUUGAAAUCACUGACAUGGUAAUCUCAGCGAACGCUUUCAUCAUCUUCUUGGGCGGCUUCGAAACCACAUCAUCGACGCUUGCUUUUCUCUUCCUGGAGCUCGCGGCUCAUCAGCAAGUUCAAGAGAAGAUGAGGAGCGAGAUCCAUGAAGUCUUGGAGAAACACGAUGGCAAGAUCACUUAUGAGGUGCUUCAGGAACUUGUGUACAUGGAAAUGGUCAUACAAGAAACCCUUCGCCUGUAUCCACCGUUUCCAAGUAUCCAGAGAUUGUGCACCAAAGACUAUACGAUUCCUGGCACCAAAGUCGUGGUGGAGAAAGGCACUAUAGUGCUCUUCCCAACGUUGGGCAUACAGAGAGAUGAACAGUACUUCGAACACGCCUCUGCCUUCAUUCCAGAGCGAUGGUCCGAAGGAAGACCGCAGCCUCCUCCAGGAGUCUACAUGCCGUUUGGUGAUGGACCACGGUAUUGUAUAGGCAAGCGAUUCGCAAUGAUACAAAUGAAAUGCUGUCUAGUAACACUUCUGCAACAUAUUCGCCUCAGCCCUGCGCCACAAGCCAACAAGCUCGGCGAGCCGCUCGUCCAACCGCGUACCGAGCCCUUCACAGCGGAUCCACGAUCACCUCUCACGUUACACCCCGCUGACUCGCUGGUCACACUCAGUUUGUUAUGA
Molecule: messenger RNA, 1692 nt
Organism: Arctia plantaginis
Lineage: Eukaryota; Metazoa; Arthropoda; Insecta; Lepidoptera; Erebidae
Source: the annotation of a GenBank genome assembly